Molecule: messenger RNA, 2226 nt
Organism: Fusarium graminearum PH-1
Lineage: Eukaryota; Fungi; Ascomycota; Sordariomycetes; Hypocreales; Nectriaceae
Exons: 7
Coding region: 1-2226 (741 amino acids)
Source: RefSeq, a predicted model, not a curated record
AUGUUGUACUGCAUAUACACCGCCCCAAAAUGCCCAAGGCAGAUAGAGAUAAUCAUUGUCAUUGAACUAGGGUACUCAUCCAGGAAACUAAACGACGGAGGCGUCAAGACUAAGGCAGGGUAUCGGUCAUCUCUCGUCGUUCAAUUUCUUAGAUGUAUGGUAUUGGUAGGUGACUCCCGGUAUUCCUCUCCUUUCGCCAACUUCCCGAACGCUGAUUAUCCUUGCACACGCAAUAUGGCAUCACGGACGAACAAUCCAUCCCUAUGCCAAGAUUGUCAGAUAUGGGAUAACAUCGAAUCAUUCAAGGACUUUUGGCCAAAACGUUGGAGCUUCGUUACCCUGGACGGGUUGGCUGUUAACGCACCAUGCAUAAUAUGUGCCAUUGUUAAAUCGACAGUUGAGUCUCGCCUUCUAGAAAUUGGAAUCUCAUCGAAUUCUUCGACAAGCGGAAAACAUGCGCGUGCAGCCUCAGAUUCGACUUGUUUAUUCAAGAAGCGGAUCUUCAACGCGGCUGACUCUUGCUCUCCAUUGGAUGUAUCGAUUAUCUGGCGUAAUACAAGUGUUGAAUCAGUCAUCUGUAUCCUUUUGGACACUUGUCUAUUUGACGUUGCAUUACUAAAGCAAUGGUUGAUGAGGUGUGCCGAUCUACAUGGCAACGAGUGCAAAAAGAACCCGACAAUCAAUCUAGACGACUUACCCCCCGGAUUCCGGCUCAUUAAUCUUAAGUCCAUGAGCAUUGAACAGCCAAAGUCCAACAAAGGUUUUGUGGCUUUGAGUUACAUGUGGCCUUCAGAGACGGACUCAGAGCGAGUGCAGCUUCAGAAACACAACGUGGAAUUAUGGAAGAAGCCAGGUGAUCUUCGAAACAUAUCAAUGCCUCCACUCAUAAGUGAUGCUAUGUCACUUUGCCAGAAGCUUGGAGAAACCUAUAUUUGGAUUGAUCGUUUUUGCAUUGUCCAAGAUGAUGCCGCCUCCAAGCAUGGCCAGGUUAGCGGAUUUAUCCACAGGCCAAGGGGUUCAACUAUCAACAAACUUAGAAUAGAACAUGAUUGGAAAACUCUUGUCGUCGAAAGAGGUUUGGAGUCGGUCAAUUAUUCCAUCUGGAACACGCGAGGUUGGACGUUUCAAGAACGACUGCUGUCCUCUCGCUGCAUCUACAUUACUGAGCACGAAGUUCAGUAUGAGUGCUAUGUAGGAUAUGCAUCCGAGAUAUUUACUCACAACGCCCCAUACAAGACCAGUAGGCGAUCUCUCUCACAUCCGUUGACAAAGCGACCCGUCAGUCAGCUUCCAGGCUUUUGUGCUUCAAGGGUGGCCAACUUUCACAUCACGGAGAAGACCUCCAUCUAUGAUUAUAUGAGAUUAGUGCGGGACUACACGAGGCGAAACCUUUCAUACUCUUCAGACAUAUUGAACGCGUUUGCUGGUGUCGAGAGACGUCUCAAGGAUGGGUCACCCUUCCACUUUGGACUACCCGAAAAGUAUCUUCACAUUGCACUCAUGUGGCGGCCGAAUGAUACAUCGACCCUCAGAAUGUCGGAUAUGUCGAUUCCAAGCUGGAGCUGGGCAAGCGUCACAAAUGGCAUCAACUAUGAUUGGCUUUUAGGGGGGGAAAAGGCCACUCGAGUGGUUAGUCUGGUGAGUUUCUACUAUCAGAGCCAUGAAAAUGGUCUCCAAAAAUUGGAUGUGCAAGAGUGGUGGGUAAUGAAAUAUGCCCUGUCCGAGGACACUCGGUUUCGGAAACAAGUGUCUCUAGUACAAUCAAAUACCAAUAGACUAUGGGAGGAAUGUCCGGAAAACCCAUGGCAGGCACUUGAGCGACAACAGUUGCAUCCUGACGCGUGUCAGAUCGCCGCUAAUUUACCUGGCUGUCUGGUAUUCAAUACUACAGUCACUCGACUGGAUGUUGACCAGUUGCUGCUAGGUGAUAUCUAUGACGUUCCUGAUGAAUUCCGGGAAAUCAUGCCGAACUCAGAUGAUCGAAUUCUUGAUCUGAUAGCUGUCUCUGACACCUUUCGUAGUUAUCACGAAACACAAGGUCAGUGGCUGAGGCCUGACGAAAGGAUAACGGCGAGUGAUGAUUUCCGCAGGUGGCAGCUGCUUGUCAUGUUGGUUGCAAGGGAUGUGUCUCAGCCAUAUGUCGCCCGUCGUCUUGCAGUUGGUUAUGUAAACACUCGCUGCUGGGAGGGUUACACGACAUGUUGGGAGACUAUAGUUCUCUGUUAA